AAACAAAGAAAGUGUUUCAGAUGCUUUAAUUGAAAAGUCAGGUGUAAAGAACAAGGCAGCUGAAACCAUAGAGUCUGGUACUAAGGACCCUAUAGCUAACAGUACUCCAGUCAAUGAAAAUGAAAAGAUAGCAUCAAAAACUACAGAUGUUACAGACAAAGCAGAUGUUCCCAGCAAUGAGAAAGCCAAAGCAAUUGAUGAAACAACAAAAGCCACUGAAAGUAAAGAGAUUUCAAGCAAAGAUGGUGGCUGUAAAAACCUCAAGAUCAAGACAAAGGAUACCACAGACACUCAAGAGAAGCCAGUUGCCGAACCUCCCAGUAAGGCAACAGAUGAAAAAGUUGGUAAUAAAGCCAAACAAAGAGGAUCCUACACUUGCCAAAGAAAAAGUGGAUAAUAGCACUGAUGCCAAAAAAUCAUCAUUAGAAUCUAAGGAGAAAACUGACAUAAAGGUCAAAGAAACUGAAAGUGUUUCGUCACAGGCCACAGACAAGAAACCAAAGGUGGAUGAUAUCAGUGAUAAAGAAAAAGAAGCCAUUGUCAUGACUAAGCCAGAUGACAACAAGGAUAUUAAGGUGGCGGCUGAGAAAACUGACGAUGCCAAGAUUGUUGAGAAUAAGGAAGUUAAGGAAAAAGUAAAUGCCAGUGAAAAAGUGAAUAAACUAAGGCUAAAGGCUCGGUUAAAGUUGAAUAAAAGUAAGGACACUGACAUGAAGAUGGAGGAAACUAAAGAUGCCAAUGGAAAGACCAAUGAACCUAGUGAUAUCAAGGCAAAGAUAGGUGAACCUACUAACAAUGCAAAGGUAAAGGAAGAUGUAACUAAGGAUCAGACGGUAGAGAUAGACAAAACAAGGGAUAUCAAGGAUAAGGUAGAUGAAACUAAAGAUACUAAGAUAAAGGAUUUGAAAGAGGAAAUAGACAGACAAAAAGAUGGAGCCAAAGAUAAGGUGAAGACAGAUAAAAUAGAGGAUGAUAAGAUAAAAGAUAAAGUAGAAGAUGCUAAUGUAAAGAUAGAUAAGAGAGAAGAUGCCAAGGUAAAAACAGAUAAAAUGGUGGAUGCUAAGGUAAAGACAGAUAAGGUACAGGAGGCUAAAGUAAAAACAGAAAAGGUGGAUGAUGUUGCAGUAAAAGCAGAUAAGGUAAAAGAUGCCAAAAUAAAGGCAGAUAAAGUAGAAGAUGCCAAAAUAAAGAUGGAUAAGAUAGAAGAUACCAAAGCAGAGAAGGAUAAGGUAGCAGAUGCCAAAGUAAAGAUGGAUAAGAUAGAAGAUACCAAAGCAGAGAAGGAUAAGGUAGCAGAUGCCAAAGUAAAGAUGGAUAAGAUAGAAGAUGCCAAAGCAGAGAAGGAUAAGGUAGCAGAUGCCAAAGUAAAGAUGGAUAAGAUAGAAGAUGCCAGAGCAGAGAUGGAUAAUGUAGCAGAUGCCAAAGUAAAGAUGGAUAAAAUAGAAGAUGCUAAAGCAGAGAAGGAUAAGGUAGCAGAUGCCAAAGUAAAGAUGGAUAAGAUAGAAGAUGCUAAAGCAGAGAAGGAUAAGGUAGCAGAUGCCAAAGUAAAGAUGGAUAAGAUAGAAGAUGCCAAAGCAGAGAAGGAUAGGGUAGCAGAUGUCAAAAUAAAGACGGAUAAGAUAGAAGAUGUCAAAGCAGAAAAGGAUAAGGUAGAUGCCAAAGCAGAGAAGGAUAAGAUAGAAGAUGUCAAAGUAAUGGCAGAUAAGAUGGAAGAAGUCAAAGUAAAAACAGACAAAGUAGAGGAUGCUGAAUUAAAGACAGAUGAAAGUAUGGCUACCGAAGGAAAGUCAGGUGAAGUCCAAGGUAUCAUGGUAAAGUCAGAUGUAAUCACUGAUGCUGGAACAAGUAUAACAGAAAAGAAGAAAGUACGAAUCAGGACUCCAAGUAUGGAUUCCCAAAAAGGACUUGGCAUUGGAAAGGUUGAGGAUAUAAUUGCAGCUGGCACCAAGGAUUCCAACAAGUCACUUGAAGUCACAAAUAUAUUGCCCAAGGUGGAUGAAGCUUCUGGUACUCCUGUCAAGUCAGAGGAAGUAAAAGAUGUAGAAACAAAAUCAGAUAUCAGAUCAGCAGAAAAUGUUCCUGAGACACCUAAAACACCUGAAGAAACUGGCUGCAGGCCUAAAGUUUUUAAAUUACCUGAAUCAACAAAAGAAGAAAAUCCAGGAAUAGAUGUGAACCAGGCUAUUAUGCAGAAAAUCACGAGGAAGAAUCACGAGGAAAACAGGCACGAAGAAAAGAAGGGUAAAAGAAGUGUGGCUCUCAAGGGAGCAGUUAUGGGAGCUGUCAAUAAAACUAAAUUGGCCUUUGGCAUAGGAACCAAAGCUGCAGGAGAAUCUGUUCCAGUACAGCCUAGUAUACCACAGCCAAGUGCUGUACCAAAGCCUGAUGAAAAUACGGAUGAUAAGAUAAGUAACAAAAUAUUAGAAAAACCUGUUCCUGAAUUGGAAUCAGAGGUGGAAGCUUUGAUAAGAGAAGCAUCAGCUCUCCUAGGGCCUGACAGUAUUUCUCCACAACCUUCUACCUCGACUGCAUCAGCGCCAUCCAGUCCCUUGAAGGAUAUUGAAAGACCUAUAUCCUUGAGUGAAAAACUAGAGUUACAUAUAGAGAAGAACCAUACAACUUGCAUAGGAGAGGAAGGCGAGGAAGAAAUAUAUGUUGAUGCCAUUGACCCGUCCCAACUUCAUUCUUUACCCUCUAAUGCAGUAGAUCCUACCCAGUUCGAUAUCUUGAUGCCUCUCCCAGAUGUUCAGGCAGAGAGAGAGCGACGCUCUCGUUCUCGCACUCCCAUGGAUCGCUCUGAGAGAUCCUGCACACCAUCAUCUGUAGUAGCACAGACUGAAGCUCUACUCUCCGAGACAGACCGACUCCUCAAAAGGUCUCGAUCCAACAAGUCCCUCAGAAGGUCUUAUAGCCGUUCAAUGUCAGCAGCAGCACUGCAUAAACUGUCAGAGGUAGCAGCAGACCUCUCAGAAGAGCAUACCACAGCACACCUAGCAGGAGAGAGGUUGGAAGCUGAACAGGCAGAAAGAAUGAAGCUAGAAAAGGAAUUAGACAGGCUGCAGACGGACGUUAGGCGCAUGACAACAGAGAAUGGUAAGCUCGAGAUGGAGAAACUAGCACUCCGCACAGAAGUCCUCUCAGCAGCGGAUCUCAAUGGAGAUGCAGAUGAUGACGAUUACGGCGAAGAGGCCUCACUCUACAAGCGAAAGUAUGAGUGGUGCCUUCGAGAGAUUGAGGUCCUGAAGAAACAAUUGAAGCAGCAACAGGAGGAUGAUUAUGAUCAGCUUGUCCUAAUGAAGAAACAGCUGGAGAAAAAGGUGGCAGAUGCAUAUGAGGAAACAGACGAACAACGACAAGUGGUGGCACAGAUGAAGCGGAAGUGCCAACGACUCCAAGCAGAAAUGAAUGACCUGAAAAUACUGCUGGAGGAACAGACUUCGCGUAAUAAUCUCCUGGAAAAGAAGCAGAGAAAGUUUGACCAAGAGAUGAUGGCAGUUCAAGAGGAGCUGCGAGGGGAAAGAUCCAACAAGGAGAAGAUCCAGAGGGAAAGAGACCAGAUCCUCUCCCAGAAGUAUUCGUUCGAGCAAGAAGUAUCGACCCUGAAGCUGGAGUUGGAGCUGAAGGAAGAGAAAGUUGCAUCCCUCAACAGGGAGAUUGAGGACCUGAACUUCACAGGGAAGACUGAGGAGGAGAUUGCAACAUUGAAGAAGGCCAAGCAUGACCUGGAGAUGCGCAUCAAAGAUCAGGAGGAGGAGCUAGAUGACUUAGCAGGGCAGGUGCAAAUGCUAGAGGGCGCAAAGGUGCGAUUAGAAAUGAGCAUAGAGCAAAUGAGGAAGGAGAAUCGCCGCGAGAUGGCCCAGAGAGAAGAGGAACUGGAGGAAGUCAGAAUAGCUGCUCAAAAGAAAGUAAAAGCAUUGGAAGCACAGCUGGAGAAUGAGCAUGAAGAGAGAACAUUGUUGGUGCGUGAGAAACAUGAACUGGAAAGGCGUAUAGCUGACUUACAAGAUCGCACCAUCACCCAUGUUGAUGAAGACUAUGUGCACAAGCUUAAGAAGGAACUGAAGAAGACUAAGGUCUUGUUACGUGAUACACAGACUAUGCUCGAGAAGGCACAGUCUGAGGGCAGUCAUAAGGUUCUCGUUAGACAACUGAAAACACAGUUGGAAGAUGCAGAAUUUGCCAAGACUGCAGCCAUCAAGGCUCGCCAGUCAGCUGAAUCGGAUCUCUCCGAAAUCAACUCCCAACUGGAAGAGGCCCUGAGAUAUAAGAAUGAAUCAGAGGAUAAGUGUGCCAGAAUGUGCAAAGAGAAGGCUGAGUUGCAAACACAGCUGGAAGAGAGUGAAGAAGAGGUGGCUGAGGUAAUGAAGAAGUAUAAGGCUGUUGUAUCUCAGCUGUCUGUAGACCAAAUCACCCUCUCAGAACAGUCACAACAAAUUGCAGAACUAGAACACAGUAAACAGGUUCUUCAGGAGAGAAUGCUGGAAUUGACCAGCAAAGUAGAGGUGCUAGAAGGAGAGACAGCAAACAUUCACACUCAGCGCCGCCUCGAGAUGAAGAUCAAGGAGGUUGAGUCUAAACUUGAACUUGAGCAGACAACCAGGCAGAGAUUAGAGAGUCAAAUAGGCCGGUUGAAGGACCAGAUUGAACGUCUGACGAGUGAGUGUGAUUCAGCGCGGCUCAAGGAGAGUCAAGCCCAGGACCAGAGCAAGAGACUUGGAAGGCAGUUGCGUGAGGCCAAGGAGGAUCUUUCAACUUUGCAGCAGAGACACACUGAUGCUGUCAACAAGAAGAAUGAGUUGGAGAAGCAGUUAGAACUUUCAGACUCAGAAGUCAUUACCCUUAAGAGUGACCUGAAGUUGGCAUUCAAGAGGAUUGAGGACCUCCAACAGGCCAUCCAGGGUGACAUUUCUGACUCCGACUCCGACCUAUCCGACAGUGACAGCGACAGCGACGGCAGCUUGAGUUCUUAUCUGACUGCGUCCUUGAGGCACCAGAGGUCCUCCUCCAAUUCUACGCUUCGCACUCCUCCAUCAGAAGUGCAGCAGCUUGACAGACUGGAGCUCCCAAAUUCACCAUGUAGUGAAGCAAUGUCAGCCAUCAGUGAAGACCUUGAGGAAGCCUCGAAUAAGGAGUCCUUCGCGUGAUAGCUUGUACUUAGACCAUAAUAUAUAAUAAAGAUUUUUAUAAAGUGCAGAGAGUAAAUGGAGUAAAAUUAAUGCUGUAAUACUGCUUCAUUGUGAGGAAUUGUGACUGUUUGUGAUGAUCCAGUAAAUGCUUGGUGAUGAUAUAAACUGGAGACUUGACCGAGCUUUAAAUAGGUUUUUGUGUAUAUAUGUACAGAAAAUAAACAUGCUUGGUGAGAAAGUCUUCUCCAUCUCUAUCUCUUUAUCUCUCUCUGAAUGGUGCUUAUCAUGUGAAACAUAGUCUUUAAAGUGAGUCAUGUUAGAAGUUCUGUCUCUUCAUCUUUAACCACUUUUAACAGUGACAUUCCCGAUGUGUUCUGUUGACUUUCCAAUGUGCCACUUUAAAAAAGCCUUCUAAAUUAUUUACACUAGAUGGUUUACAGGAUAGGAAUUGAUAUCUUAUGUUCUUGAGAGUAUAUGUAUGCAUAGAUUACAUAUGCUUUGUGGCAUAUCCCCUUCACACUGUUGUAUUUUAUUAUUCUGAUUUUUGGUCCACAUUUUUUAUAUAAAUACUGUAAAGAAUUUAAUAUAAGAUGAGAAACAUCCUGUCCUGAAUCAUCUUUCCAAGAAAUUCUCUUGUUUAUCAUGUGGUACAGUUCUGCAGUUCCCCUUUCUUCUUUCCGUUUGUCUUUUUUUUUCUUUUUCAAUGUCACCUUAUCCUUGGAUCCAUUUCAUUGUGAUGUUAGGAACGUAAGGAAUUGUUUGAGGCUUAUAUUACUUCUUUUUUUCAAUUAAAAUAUUAAAACUUAUGUUCAUGAUAAAAAAAGUGACCAACAGCAAAAGGGGAUGCUUUGUAUAUGAUGUUUAUAUGCCAUCAUAGAAGAUGCACAUCUCUUGUUGGGUAUAUUGUAGGUGACUAGCUUGUGAAUUAUCCCCAGAGAAUAUCAAAUAACAAUAUUAUAAAUUCUAUUUAGGAGAUACUUAACCAGUCCUUCCAAGGAGAAAGGUGCAAAUUGUCAUCAAUAAACUGGCAGUAGCAAUUAUAAGAACUUAUAGGCUUCCAAUAGCACGAACUUACUUAUUGUUGUGACUACCUCCUAUGUAGAGGCUGAGAUCCAUGCCCAUUGGCAUGUACUCAGACCUCAGUCUUGAUCGUCUUUCGUUUCUCAGUGGCAGUCUUCUUCUACAUGGAAAUGCUCAUUCGAAAAAUUGAAGGUUCUUGUGGAGAAUUUUUUGCAUCUGGUUCAAUUUGAACCGAUCUGGCCUUGCAGCAAGACCAUCUCACACCCCAAGCCACUGGGGACGCCCCACUGCCCGCUUCCCAGCUCUUCCGUGUCAGAAGAGUGGAGACAGCCCAGCACUUUUGCUUCCUGCUCAUUACAAGGACUGACCAGAGAUGUUGAACUUCAAAUUUCAAGAAUUGUUACUGGAAUUUUUGUAGGCCUUUUUUUCUUUUACUAAACCAUUUAGUAUCACCAUCUCCGGAGUGGUUGAAGGAACUGUAUUGUAUCAUAACUCUUAUAUCAUCUUAUUAUUUAUUAUUUAUAUAAUUCUGCUGUGUAGAUUCUGUAGCUCCCUCCACCCUCUAUUGAAGCUCAUCCAAGACAUUCAUUACUGAAGCAUAAUCUUAUAAAUCCUACAUUGAUUUGUAAUGAUUUGUACUGAAUUUACAUUAUCUGUACAGUUUAAAAUAAGACUAACAGCAGUA
Penaeus vannamei (Pacific white shrimp) is the source of this 6831-nucleotide messenger RNA. Lineage: Eukaryota; Metazoa; Arthropoda; Malacostraca; Decapoda; Penaeidae. The record is from RefSeq and is a predicted model, not a curated record.